AUGUCCAAUCGAGUUUGCGGAGGGCGUAGCCGCCAGUUUUCCGUAGAGCCUGAGCCCAAAGCCGAUAAACUUGGAGGCAAAAGCGGAACUUCUCGGCAGGGCCGACAGCAUAAGCAUGCUGGAGCAAGCCAGGCGCGGGGGAAGGCCGGAGACCCGAAACAAUGUCGAGCCUUCCCUCUCGGUUGCCCUAUGCGGUGGAGUCCUGACGGCGGUCGACUUCUUGCCUCUCCGACCACGGAGCGAAGCUGGAGUGCAUGUCCGUCAGAUCUCCUUGCUUCCUGCCUUCAACAGCUCAACUUGCCAGGCUGUCUCCACCUCCUCCGCCACCAUGGAGCAGACCCCUUCCGCCAGCCCAGGCACUACUCGGACGAGGCGGCGCGUUCCCUAUUCCGAAAUCUUCCUGGAAUUUUCCACGACCCCGCUGAGAGCGGCUAUCCGGAUGUAAACGGACAUACGUUUCGUCAUCAGGCACUCCCGUCAACGAUCCAGGUGGCAUCCCGCCUUUCGGGUCUUCUUCGAUCUCCUGCAUGCGGAGGCGCUGCAAACCGCUCUCAAGGGGUUUACUUCUUCGGACGAGCUUCGAGAGACAACUCGUUUUUUCCGCCUUCUUCCUCCGGCCCAGGCGAGGCUUCUCUCUUCAGAUGCCUUUACACCUGGGGAGCAGCAUCGUCGCAUCAGCUUGGCUACCUUUUGUUUUCUUCUGGCGCUGAGAAGCGUACACAUCCCCCCCGGCCUGUACAUUUCGCGGCCUCUGACGACGCGGCUGCCUUAUUGGCGUCGCCGAAUCAUCCUCCGUCAGCAUCAACACUCUUGAGUACAGCAGGGUGCCCUUCGCCGCAGUCAGGAUAUACAUUGUCUCCGUCGUCCUCCUCUGUUCUUCUUCCAGCAGCUGCGUCCUGCCGCUUUCCAGCUUCCGGCUCACCUGUCUGUACUUCGUGCAGGGCCAGGGCACGCAACGAGGCUAGCACCCUCCGCGUGCAAAUGGUGCGCUGCGGACCGUCCAUCAGCCUUGCAUCGACAGUCGAUGGCGAAGUGUGGGUUUGGGGGAAGGGGGCCGACGGGGGAAAUCGAAUCCUGUCGGAACCGACGCUGCUCCGCGGGCUAGACGAUCCGCGGGAUGCUGUUCGAGUCGCCCCUCAGCGAGGAUUUCUUCCGGCUCAGUAUGGGGCGGGCGACCCCCAGGACGCGCCGCUCGCGUCUUCAAGGGUCCCCCCUCGUGGUGGCGGCGAAUUGCUGACCUGCGACCGAUGUGGCUGCAUUCUUUUGGAUAACGCGUCACGCAAACGUUUUCGCGGGAGAAUCGUCAGAGGCGCUGCCGUGGGAGCGUCUCACUGCCUCCUCCUCGUUGAUGUCCCCGUGGUGGAGCGCCCUGGCCCAAGCCCGGAAGAGGCACUUGUCUCCUGCGGCCGUUCGCGGCGCUUGGCCCCCAAGGGAGAGGCCUCCGCCUGUGGUGACGCAUCGACCGACUCUGAGGCGUGCACGUCAGCUGCGGGAGUGAAGGACGCACCGAGACGCCGCACCCAUCGGCGAUCGUUCCGUCGAAAGCCGAACUUGGGCGCCGCGCAGAAGGUACGGGCUGAAGGCGAGAUUUUGUCUCCCGAGCUGUUGCCUGUGUCGUUUGCCGCUCUGCGCGGAAGCGACAAGGACUCAGCUUUGAGUUCUGAGGACGGCGACGCGGAGGAGGUGUCUGUGCUUUCCACGCGACACAAGGAGACGACCGUCCUUGAGGGCCCCUGGAUCUACAGGACGGAACGCCGGCUGUAUGUGUGGGGCAGCAACGCGAGAAGUCAGUUGGGUUUUUCGUGCUCGCAGCACAAGUCCGCGCGCAGCCCAGCCGACGGCGCAAGCGGCGUUAGCGCAGCCGCAGGUGAGGACGGGGGCCUCCCGACUUCCGCGUCGUCACCGGCGUCCGAGGAGUCCGACUGCUCGUCCUGCAGGUCUCGCUCCCCCGUGGGGCGGAAGCGCAGCCUGCCCGCUAGAGCGGGGUGCGACGCCGCCUCAGAGCAGGCGCCGGGCGACCGCCCUCGUGGCAAGCGAGUUCUUCAGGCGCGCCCCCCUGUGGAGAACUCGGCAGAGCGAGCAAGGCAGGGAGCGGCCUCAACAGACGCCGAGAAGUAUUCCACGUUCCGCCCCAUCUUGCUGUGUCGCUGGAAGUCGCCGCCUUCUUCGGAGCCGGUGCCGCCGGCGGCGUUCGCGUCCGAGGCAUCUGCGGGAGGCCUGGCGGCGCAGUCUCUUUCUUCGGGGGCCGGCGGGGACAUGGGAGAUGCCAGGGACGCAGAAGAGCGCGGGAGCCUAGGCCGUCGCCAGACCCUUGCCGCAUCUCCCACUGUGGCAUUCUCAAAGCGAGCUGCAUCGCUCGCGGGCCCCGGGCCUCUCUUUUACACCCCCCGCAGAGUUGAGUUCGUCGCUGCGGGCUUUACGCACUCUCUUCUCCUCCUCGAUAACGGUUGUGUGUGCGUCUUCGGAGACAAUACGUUUGGCCAGUGCGCCCAGCCGCCGUCCGUGGAGAGAGUCUCUCUGCCACUUCUGCUCAGCCAGCUGCCGCCCGUCGUGGCGAUCGCGGCCGGCCAGAAUACGAAUGCGGUCGUCUCGAGCUCCCCGCAGAAGGUGUUUGUGUGGGGAGGAAGUCCGGCCCCUGGCUCGGCUCUUCUCAGCAACCCCCCUCCCGCGGGUCAACCCUGCGCCGCGUCGACUGCCUCGACUUCCUUCUCGGGGUCUUCUGCGUCGGCUUCGUCCUCGGCUGGCGGGGAGCGGUCUGGGCCGGGGCCCCUUCUCUCCUUCUUCGCUCCGAUCCGCUUGAAAGGCGCCCCGAGGCGAGACGCCCCGGGCGACGCGUUUGGUGAAGGCUGGGCCACGCAGACGACAUCGCAGGGCUGUCCGCUGUUCACGCCAGACACGCUCGCCAUCAACGACGCCGUCGGACUGGCCGUCGGGGUGGACGAGAGGCUCUACGUGUUCCACUGCGGAGUCCGCCCGCCCGUGGUCUCCCCUGCAGUCCCUCUCUGUGCGUCCGCUGCGGAUGCGCCUUCUUCUGGACUCUCGCCUCAGCUUCAGGCUUCGUCCAGUUCGGCUCACGAUGGGGGGCGCAGCCGGACGCCUGCGUCGCCUUGCCCCCGCAAGGCCCUGCCGCUCGAGCCUCUGUGUCUCUCUGGGCCUUGGGCGGCGGGGGCCCCACCUGGAGGCGUGCGCCAGCUGUGUCUGUCUUCGUCGCGAAUCUUCCUGCUCACCGCGGACGGGCUUCUGUACUCCGCGCCGAUUCCCUCGAACCUCUCCUCGAGAGCCAAGUGCGACGGGGUAGGCCACGAGGAUGAUCGCGCGCGCCGCGACGACCUGACGCCGUUGCUCCUUCCUCGCAACAGGAAACUGAGUAACGCAGAAAGCACGGCGACUCCGUUGUUUAUCUACGCCUCCUUUUCGCCGGCUGCGUCGAUGCCGCCUGAGUCGCCGCCGAGCCAGUGCCUUCGCCUGCCCCCGGCAGCGCGACCGGCCUCGGGGCCGGGGGAUAAAUCGCAGCGUGGCGCUUGGCGAGGACCCUCCGGAGCUUGUCCCGUGUCUCCUGCGUGGUGCCCUCUCUACGGAGACAGGCCCGCGAGCCGCGCGGCAUCCGCGCCAGGGGGCGACGACCCCCCCGGUGGGCACCCCGGGGCGGCGCGUGGCUUUGACGGCUGGGACUUGCUCCCGCAGAGCGCCCGCCACGCGGAAGCAAAUGCUGCUGUGGGCGUGCCUCUCUGGUUUUCCCCCGUUCGACAUCUCACCAGUAUCGCUGCCUUCAGCUGCAGCGAGACGCACUCGGCGGCGAUUGUUGAGAUUCACUCGCCCCAAUUCCGGCCGCACACUAAACCCUCAACAGCUCCCCACUCGGGGCUACCGGCACGCCAGACCCUGGCCAGCGUAUCAUCUGCGUUCGCCACGGCGUGUGAAUCGCUGCCCUUGGGUUGUCCUGCGACCUUGCGUCCCUCGCCUCCCGUCUGCCCUUCGCUCUCGUUCUGCGCGGCAAAGGCGCUCCUGCGGCCUCGGCCUCCUUUUCCGCCUCCCGUCGAGCUCGUGGUCGAGGUGAUUAUCCCCCUGGCGGUCGCGACAGGCGCCAAGAGCCUCUUUGACUUUUGCUGUCUCUUUCUCGUCUACAAUCUGCCGCUUGUGCUUCUCGCCUGUCACGCACCGGCUUCGUCGCCGUCCGCCUCCGCUGCCCACGCCCUGCGCGGCGCGGACUUGAGGACUGUGUUCGAGACGCUCGGGUCUAUUCGACAGCAGCGCAGGUGCUUUGCGUCGCAGGCGUCCACCUCGGCGACCUCACCGGCAGACACCCCCACCGGGCCCGGAGAGGCGUAUCUCCUGGCGGCGGCCGGGAUGCAGUACGUACUCAGGUGCUUCAAGAGCGCGGUCGCCACAGCGUACUUGGGGCAGGCCUCUGAGGCCCUGAACCCUCCGCGCAGCCCACAGCGCCUCGACGACGACGCACCCGACGAUGAGUGGCUCCAUGUCGAGCAUGACGACGCGCCUCCUCGCACGCAAAGGCAUCUCGCUGCGUCGCAGCUUGAAGCUGUCUCCUAUGCGUCUUCGGGAGGCCAUGGGCUUUCCCGGUUGUGGUGGCAGAGCGGCGGCGGCGCCGCAGACGGAGGCGGGGCGGAGUUCGACAUUCGAGGGCAAGCCCGCCGCGCACCGCCUUCGUCAUCUUCACGGGUCCGCGAGUCUUGGCUGAGCCUGCGGGAGCCCCACGAGGGAAGCGCGGCCCGUGUCGCCUCGCCUCAUGGAGGCCUCGUGUCAGGCCCGCAUGCUGGGGACGCAGUGCGCCCUCCAGUGGAUUCUGCGAGGUCGAUGAGCGACCUCGAAAGACGGGGCUCGCAGCCGCCGCAGGCGGAUGCGGGUCUGCGCGUUGUGAGUGGAGACGACGAGUGGCUGCUGGACACGACAGGCAUCCCCUCGUGGGUGCUGGCGUACGCCCAGUGCACACGUCCCGCGCGGCAUGCAGUAGCUGCAGCAAACCGGGAGACGACCGGUCGACAGAGCGAGACGCGAAAGUGCUCAGCUGCGGGAGAGGUGAGCGCAGCCGCGGAGGACCAGAGAAGCGAGCAACGACCCGAGAGAUGCGACCAAGAGGAAGAGGUCUCCUGCCGAGGCCCCGGGGAGCCCAAUCCUGAAGGCACCUCCGCGGGAGCCGGCGACGCGCAGAGUACGGUUGACGAAAGGCCCUGUAAACCCGCUUCGCGGCCGAGCAAGGAAAGCGAUGCCGGCGGCGUCGAAGCGGCUUCCACCGGGACCGCUGGAGCUUCCUCAUCCGCAAAUUGUGGCUCCUUUCAAAGACCGUCCGUGGCGCCAGGCCUUCGCUUGAUCUCUUCUUCCUCCUGCCUGUCAGAUGCUUCCUCUGCGCAGCUUCGCAGACAUGCAGACGACGCGUGGAGAGCCGAAGGCCGCGAGGCGCUCGCGUUGUGGAUCGAGCUGCUUGGCGCCCGCUGCGACGCGUCUGAGUGUCUGGCUGGACAGCUCUGCGCCGCUGCGAGGGCCUUGGCUGCAGUUCUGCAGGCGCCGCUUCCCUUCCUGCGAGACGAGUCGAGGAGCGCCGCAACUCCGCAGACCUCGGAGUUGCGCGCAAGCCAUCCGGGCGAGCCCGCGGCGGAGGCGGUGAGGCCUGGCGCAGCGGAGUCGCUCUCGUCGUGGGGCGGACUGUCUCCGCUUGCGUCUGGUGGCCCCGAAGACGAGUCUUUGCCCCCGAUUCUCUUGCGCCUGCCGCGGCGGCCGAGCGACCUCCUGGGGCCCGAGGGCGGGGCCAUUCAGGAGCGUUCGUACCUCAUCGACCGUUGGUCGGGUGCCUUCUGGACGGAUCCACCCGGUGAGCAAGAGGAUGCGCGCGGGCAAGGGGAGGCGUGGCAGGACGACAGCGCUGCCCAGGGUGCAGCGGCCCCGACGACCCAGGCAAAGCCAGAGCAAGCGUCCUCACGGGUGGCUGACGGCGCCCGCAGGGAUGCGCAGGGCGGCGGCAGCCAGCGCCAGGAUCCCCACGAGAGCCCACAAGGGGCGGACGAGAGUUUGGAUCGUCAAGGCGGGCACCAAGGCGACGGGCGGAGCGUAGGGCACGUCGAUGCAAGCGAGACUUGUCCGCCAUCGCAUCGGCAGAAAGAGCUCGGGACCCACGCCCUGGCGCAAAGCGCAAGUCCCUCAAGCGUGCAUCCACUAGACCAUCGGCACGCGACGGAGGACGCAGGAACGAAGGCCUGUGAAGCGAACGAGGCGUCCCCUGCGACGCAGGAGACAUGGUCGCGCCCGCUCGUGAGUGCGGCGCGCGACAUGAGCACGGAGAAGUUGGAGACGGGACAGAAAGCGCGUGGGAUGUCCCCCGGAAAGCUCAGCAGGCAGACAUCCGGCCGGAGGAACCAGGAGUCGGUUGACAGGCCCAACAGUGGCGUGCAACGCUCACCCGCAUUUUCGUCUCAGUCUUCGCGUCACGUUCUACCUCGCCCGUCGUCCUCUCCUUCUGCCUCGUUCGCUUCCCCGCCGCAUGCAACGGAAGAUUUCCCGUCGUUGUCUUCGGCUGUCUGCAUCCGGCGACCGCCAGCGAGCCCCGCGGUCUCAGCUGCAGUAGCGCCCCGCGGGUUUCCGCUGCCCCCGCGUGCGGCGGACGACCGACUUGGCGCCUCGCUGGACGCGAGGCAGGCGCCGGGCGAAGGAGGCGUCCGGUCCACGAGAGACGCUCCCGAAGCGCCUGCGAGGAGGGAGACACCGGCCGCCCAGCACCGCGGGGAUGCCGACGGAAGCGAGGGGCUGGAUGCCGACGCCGUGGCGAUGGACGAGGAGCUCUGGCAGCAUGUGGAGGCGAGGCGAGGCAACCGGCAGGCGCGCAGGGGAUCUUUUGGGCAGACAAACAUCGACAGGUGCGCCGACGCGGCAAACAGAAGGCACGUCGUUCCAGGCCUGCCGUCACCGGCUGUCACGCAUGCAGAGUCGCCUCAGCAACCCUCAUUUGUCUCGUCAUCGUCGCGAGCUUCGCAGGGCCGUGGGGGGUGGAGUGAAGCCAGGAUGAGCGAGGCCCACCAGAGCAGGUUGCGGCUCCCGAGGCCUGCGAGGCCGCCCCCGUCGCUCACGGCGGAAUGCCGGCAGCCGCAGGCCGCCGACAGCGCGUCUGUUGUUCGCCGGGGACGAGGAGAGACUGAGAGAAACGCGUCGGGAGGGGGAGAGCCCCUCACUGUCCCGAGAGGCAUCGCGCUAGAGGACUUCCUGGUUGCCUCCUCGUCAGGCCAGAAAAGGAAGAAGAAUUCGAGGGGCGGCGAGCGCCUCGAUAAACUCUCGCGAGAUGUUUUCGACUCGAAAAAAUCCGCGCAGCCUGCGUGGCAGAAUAGGGAAGCCGAAUCCGCGCAGCAACCGGAUCAGGCUGCGAACGGCUCUCUAGGUGUGAAACGCGUUGCCGAUCUGGCAGAAAUCAUGCGAGAAGAAGAAGCGCUUCGGCAGGAGCGCGAGCGAAAGCUCCAGCUUCGGCAUUCUCAAGAACGGGCGCAGCAUCCCUCGUCCGUGGUGCGCACCGCGGGUCCUCCCUCCGUCGUUAUCGUCGCGCGUCCGCAGACAGGCGCGGGGCAGGCCGCUGCAGGAGCAGCGACCGUCUCGGCGGGCGCCAGGCUCCGCGAGGCGCCCACGGGGCUAGUCGCCUCCCGGCUGCCCCGCGCGGACGCGGCGUCGUUCAAUCGGUGGGGUCGCGAAGCGGCUCUGCGGGCUCAGGGGGAAGAGGGAUUCGGAGCCCCGGACUUGGCAGUGAUCCAGUGGGAGCAGUUCGCCGAGAAGGAGGAAGACUUGGCCAGGCGCCGAGAGGAGGCAGAGCUUCAGGAGGCGCUGCGGCUGGUGCGGGAGAUGGAGGAGCGCGAGCGACGAGAAGUAGAGAAGUUCCAACGCGAAGUUCGGCCAGCAGCGGCCAUGGAGAAGCGGAGACAGCAGGAAGAGGGGCAACUGGAACUGGGGUCUAACGCGAGCUCAGGCUGGCCAAAUGCGUCGAAUCCGCCUCGCGCAGAGGAGAGAGUGCAGCCUCCCCGUGGCAGUGGGGGGCGUGGCGCUACGGCGUCGCAGCCAGGAGGCCACGCUCGCCGCGGACGGCGAUCGGUUCACAGAAACAGCGUCGGCCCGCCGCAGCGGCGGGAGCCCGCUCGAUGA
Molecule: messenger RNA, 8130 nt
Organism: Besnoitia besnoiti
Lineage: Eukaryota; Apicomplexa; Conoidasida; Eucoccidiorida; Sarcocystidae
Exons: 5
Coding region: 1-8130 (2709 amino acids)
Source: RefSeq, a predicted model, not a curated record